Acipenser ruthenus (sterlet) is the source of this 1843-nucleotide messenger RNA. RefSeq names its product N-arachidonyl glycine receptor-like. Gene Ontology annotation, molecular function: G protein-coupled receptor activity. The transcript is spliced from 2 exons. The record is from RefSeq and is a predicted model, not a curated record. NCBI's taxonomy places the organism in Eukaryota, Metazoa, Chordata, Actinopteri, Acipenseriformes, Acipenseridae. Gene Ontology annotation, biological process: positive regulation of Rho protein signal transduction; phospholipase C-activating G protein-coupled receptor signaling pathway. Gene Ontology annotation, cellular component: membrane. The coding region runs from base 172 to 1149 and encodes 325 amino acids.
AUAUCCACUAGCAUCACUUCCUCAUACUUUUUGUGUUAUUCUUUUGUACUACUGCACUUUGAGUAGGUACAGGGGGAACUUAACAUACAUCUUCUGAAGACAUUCCGAUGUGCAUUUCACUGUUCGUGCAGGGUCAUGUCGUGAACAGAACCAUCUACAAUAAGCUUCAACAUGUCUUACAGUAUUAUGUCUGAGGAAACUGAGCCCAACGAAUACAGAAUAACCGCCUUGGUUUUCUACAGUUCUAUUUUUACAAUUGGAAUAAUUGUAAACAUCACAGCAUUAUGGGUCUUUGGCUUGACCACAAAGAAGAGAAACUCUGUGACUGUAUACAUGAUGAAUGUGGCCUUAGUGGACCUGAUUUUUAUUAUGGUUCUGCCUUUCCGCAUGGUUUACUAUGGCAUGAACUACUGGCCCUUUGGAGACAUUUUCUGCCGGAUGACAGCCGCCCUGACUGUCUUUUAUCCCUGCAUCGCUCUCUGGCUUUUUGCUUUAAUCAGCGCUGAUCGAUACGUGGCUAUUGUGCAGCCCAAGCACUCCAAGGAGCUGAAGAAUGUAAGCAAAGCCGUGAUCUCCUGCGCUGGCGUCUGGAUAAUGACUCUGGGCAGCACGGUGCCAGUGCUCACUUCAGAAAACGACCCUGACGCUUUUUCCAACUUCACCACCUGCCUGAAAAUGCGUGACAUCAUACACUUAAAACACUCCAACCCCGUGAACUUCAUCCGUCUCAUCUUCUUUUUUCUUGUCCCUAUUUUCAUCAUGAUCGGAUGCUACUCAGUCAUCGUCGACAACCUCAUUCACGGGCGGACUUCCAAAUUGAAGCCCAAGGUGAAAACAAAGUCCAUUAGGAUCAUCAUCACCCUGAUUGUUCAAGUGAUUGUUUGCUUUGUCCCCUUUCAUAUCUGCUUUGUCUUCCAAUUGCUGGAGAACAGUGGCAAUGAUUACAGCGCCUGGGGGGCCUUCACCACCUUCCUUAUGAACCUGAGCACCUGCCUUGAUAUUAUCUUAUACUACAUAGUGUCAAAACAAUUCCAGGAUCGAGUCAUCAGUGUCAUUCUGUACCGCAACUACCUGCGCAGCGUCAGAAGGAAGAGUUUCCGCACCGGCAGCAGCCGUUCACUCAGCAACAUUAACAGUGCAAUGAUUUAAAGGUCCAUCAUUUUUAAAUCUUUGAUUUACAUUUUUUAAUCAUUUGUAAAUAUUGUUUCACUUUGCGUCAACUUGUUUGAGAUCUGUGGGCAUUGGUGUAUCUGUGCUGUGCUCUGGAUCACUGUCUUGUUCAUUCUCAUACGCAUCAAUAGAGAAUUGGAGUUUGGGAUAUAGUAAGUUUUAAUACAGCAAUAUGGCAUUUAUAAAAAAUGUGUUUUGUAGCACUGCUACUGCAAAGUUACUACAUUCAAAACCCUAUUAGUUGGUUACUGCAGUACAGCCACUCACACCCUGCAUUACCUAAAACUUUGAUCACUGUAAUACUUUUACACUGAUAUGACCAAUUUGAAACAUGCCACUGUAAAACAUCUUACUAUUGUCUAAAUGAUGUGUUUAGCACAGCAGUAAUACACAUCCGAAGUCUCAUACAAUAGAACAACCAACUUCUUAGUACCUUUUGCUAUAUACAAAAAAAAAGCUAUUUCUCAUAGCAUUUAGAAUUCCAUUUCAAAUAAUGAACUCUGUGUUUGGCACUGAAAAUCAUCAGCCCUAUAUCUAUCCCGAGGUAAAACAAGCUGUAAUGUUGUUGAAGCUGACACCCUGGGAUCCUUCAAGAAGCUGCUUGAUGAGAUUCUGGGAUCAAUAAGCUACUAACAACCAAACGAGCAAGAUGGGCCGAAUGUGAACUUUCUUA